CUCGCGCAAAAAUACCCGCACGACCGCUUCGACAUUGUCCCAAAAGGCCGCACCACGGAAUUACGACUCAAAUGCCUCGACUGCCCCGGCAAAUUGUACCAAGCAGGCCCGGACGAGACGUUGUCGAAUUUCGAGGUGCAUCUGAAGAAUAGACAGCAUAGGGCGAAUGUCGCUGGGAGGGUCCAGGGUGCG
Molecule: messenger RNA, 192 nt
Organism: Fimicolochytrium jonesii
Lineage: Eukaryota; Fungi; Chytridiomycota; Chytridiomycetes; Spizellomycetales; Powellomycetaceae
Exons: 1
Source: RefSeq, a predicted model, not a curated record